Molecule: messenger RNA, 1180 nt
Organism: Cuscuta epithymum
Lineage: Eukaryota; Viridiplantae; Streptophyta; Magnoliopsida; Solanales; Convolvulaceae
Source: the annotation of a GenBank genome assembly
GUAUACACAGGGGACGUAACCCCUCUGGCGGUUGAUGGUAUCUCUAAACGACAGUCGAAACGGCCAAACAGAUUCACCUUCUCUGGGCCCCGUAAAGAUAAACGGAGGAAACGAGAUAAAGAAAAGGAGCAAGAUAUAGGUGAUGAUGUGCCGCAUGCAAUAGUGGGCCCGUUCAGUUUAGAUCCUUCUGAAAUGCCAAGUGCAGCCAUGCUUGAAAAAACAGCAGAACUCAUGCAUGAAGGACUACUUAAAAACCACCAAAAAAGCAAGGACAAGAAAUACAAGGUAGGAUAUGAUGACCUUAAGAUCAAACGCGUGAAAGGAGGAUACGGGGGUGGAACCAUUGAUAGGAAGUCAUGGUACUACGCGAUUUACUUUCCAGGGAAUUGGUUAGGUGACACGCAUGUGGAGUUAGGGAUGUAUUUCUUGAGGAUGAAAGCUGAACAAUACAAGCUGCGGCAGAAAUUUACGACAGCAGACCCUAUGUUUAUGCCUUUGGUCAAACAGCAUUACGAGAACCACAUUAGCAAUCAAAUGCCAGUGUCAGAAAGUGCUUUAAAUAAGAAUAUAAUGUGUACCAUACUUGGGACGCGUUUGGACUACGCACUGCCAUGGGCUGAAGCAGAGCACGUGUACAUGCCAUUGAAUACAGGUAACCACUGGAUUCUGUUAGUGCUGGAUAUAGGUAAGAAGUGCAUACGUGUGUAUGAUUCUAUCGUUCGUCGGGAACAAACAAACAUACACCUUCACCAUUACCUCCCGAGCAUGCAAAUGUAUUUACCUAGACUGAUGGAUAAGCUAGGAGUGUACAAUGAGAGAACUGAGGGGCCUAUCAGGGAUGACUUCUUGCAGAUACAUAUGGUGAAAGAAUGCCCACAACAAAAUGAUAGUGACAGUUGUGGGAUGUUUGUGUUGAAGAUGGCUGAGUAUCUAAUGAUGGGCAAAGAUGUGGAGUACGUGAGGCCUGAAGAUAUUAAUGCUUACCGCAGCAAGAUGACGACAGAGCUACUCACUUACUUUGGUGUAAUAGGAGCUUGAAAUAUUAUCUCUCCUAUGACUAAAACAUAUCUCAUUUCUCAAUAUAUGACUCUAUGAGUUUAUUUCCCACUAUAAUACGUGCAUGAUUAAUUACUUUUUCUUUAUGUUUUUAAUUCCACGGUUGCCCUCCUAACAUGAUUAA